Messenger RNA from Linum tenue, 1752 nucleotides. Lineage: Eukaryota; Viridiplantae; Streptophyta; Magnoliopsida; Malpighiales; Linaceae. The record is from the annotation of a GenBank genome assembly.
ACCAAACCCAACGGAACGGAGGGCCAAAUGGGUAAUAACAAUAAUAUAAUAUUAAAAGUUAAAACACAGAGAGAGAAAAUUCAGAAAGAAAAACUCGGCAGCUAGCAGUACAGAAAAUGUGCCCCUUCCCUUCCGAUCACUUCGGCAUGCGUGAUGUAGGUAACUAAGUCAGAGACCAGUCUCAGUUCCCUCUAGGACUCCUCCUCCCUCCCUCUUCUCUCCUUCUUCCUUCCUCCCUGUGCUCUGUCGUCCUUCUGCUUUCCUUUCCCGGCGAAAAAAGUUCCCAAAAGGAGGGGGGAAAAAGAUUAUACAAAGGCCUCGGUUUCAAAAUCGGAAGAGUUCGGUUCAGCGAAAUUCCGACCAUGUCUGAGGCUCUGAUCAAUGGCCUCGCCGGAGCCGGCGGUGGGAUCAUCGCUCAGCUCAUCACUUAUCCUCUUCAGACUGUGAACACUCGGCAGCAAACGGAGCGUGGCGUGGAGGAGGAACAAAAGAAGACUAUUGGCACCAUACAGCAAAUGUGCCAGGUUGUGAGGCAUGAAGGAUGGGAGCGGCUGUAUGGAGGAUUAGCUCCAUCAUUGGCAGGGACUGCCGCAUCGCAGGGUGUUUAUUAUUAUUUCUAUAAAAUAUUUAGGGACAGAGCUGAGGCUAAGGCACUUGAGCGUCAGAGGAAAGGGUUUGGUGAUGGAUCCAUCGGGAUGCUUUCAUCACUUGUGGUGGCUGCUUUAGCAGGGUCUGUAAAUGUGUUGAUGACAACCCCAAUCUGGGUUGUUGUUACAAGAAUGCAGACUCACACAAAAGCUGCAAAGAAAUCAGAACCUAGUAGCUCAUCAGAUGCUUCAGCUAAGCUUAUAGUUCCAACUGAUCCUCCUCCAUUUGGAACUUUUAAUGCGGUUUGUACAUUCAUUUCGCUCAUCUUUUUCUCAUCCCUGCAGAUUCAAGAAGUCAUUGAUGAAGCUGGAAUUCCAGGUUUCUGGAGAGGUGUAUUACCAACACUGAUCAUGGUAAGCAAUCCCGCAAUACAAUUCAUGUUAUAUGAAACACUGCUGAAGAAGUUGAAACAACGACGCUCAUUGCUUAAGAAGGGUGAAGCCGGAGUAACUGCUUUGGAGACAUUUCUUCUCGGAGCACUGGCUAAACUGGGAGCUACAGUCGUAACCUAUCCUCUUCUUGUUGUUAAGUCACGCCUUCAAGCUAAACAAGUUACUACAGGGGAUAAAAGACAUCACUAUAAAGGUACGCUAGACGCUAUCUUGAAGAUGAUCCGUUACGAAGGUUUAUAUGGGUUUUACAAAGGAAUGAGCACGAAGAUCUGUCAGAGCGUGCUAGCUGCUGCUGUGUUGUUCAUGGUGAAGGAAGAACUCGUCAAGGGUGCCCGUUUCGUACUCACCGGGGGUGCUGCAAGCAAAGCACUGAAAUCAAAGCAUCCAUAACAGCUCCACCCCACCCCUGCAAUCUCUUCAUGAUAUGGUUUUCCUGAUUCAAAAUCCACACUGCCAUUUGUUAGGCUUAUGAAAUUAGAUAAUAAAGAGGUAUUCUACAAUUGUUUGGUUUGUCAUUACAGUGAGGCUCAGGCAGCUUCAUUGCCAUGGUUUAAAAGUUCUGUAGUAUGCAAAUUGCAAAGAUUUACUAUAGGAAUUAGAGCAUGUGGAUCUAUAAUAAUAGUGUUUGAAAAACAAAAAACAUCACUUGCGGUUUCCUGGUUACAUGUAUGAGAUCAACCGUUAAUAUAUUUUUUGUUUUCUAUGCGACAAA